AUGAACGCUCUCACCCAGGCCCUUACCCAUAUCACACCACCGCCAUUCAUCGCACCUUCAGAGUACGACGGACUCGAGUAUAGAUGGCGCUUUAUCACCUUUCGGCCAGCCUACUUUGAAACAGAAGCAUAUCUUCUGCUCGCAUUGGGAGGCUUCAUUCUAGUCGCUAUUAUAGGGAUCACCUAUAACAAAAGCAAGGCCAACUCAUGGAUCGCGAAACAGACACCGCUGUUGACAUCCCAAUUCAGCACUACCUCUCCACUCACCUGGGACGGGUAUUCCGAUGCUUUCACUUUCUCAACUGGACGCCGCGCAGUCGCUGCCCUUCACGCAAUCUUCACUCUCCGUCCUAGGCAUGAUCCAUUCCAGGCCUUGUUCCAGCUUGGCCGGGGCUUGGUGGAUGUCCAGUACGCUCCACAGGAUGUCGUGGAGCUUGACUUUACUUUGGCAGAAGGAGCGGUGCCCAAUGAUUUUGUAUGGGCAGUCGUCAAUAAGCGCGAGCUGAGGGUUGUCAAAGAUGACCGAUGGGACCUGACUUUUACCAAGACGACAGAUCAUCCUGCACUUCCCACUAACAUAUCGGUCAUGUCCGAGUUCGCAGACGUAACGGAGGCCCUUCUAAAAUCCACGUCCCUUCCUGCCCUCCUCAAAGAAUUGUCCAGUAUGGAUGGCUUUCGCUCUCUUAGCGUAACUGAUCAGCCCCGUGUCCGACCUGACACUGUUGCAUCUCCUUCUAAAAAGCACGUCAUCCUCUCUCUCUAUGUGUCAUCGUCUGCGGCACCUGCCACACUUUUCUCCUUCAUCGAUUCCCUCUCCAAAAUCACACUGAGGCCUGAAACGAAGAACAAACUACGGAAAACCCGCGAGGAACUAGAGAAGAUUUUGAAGGAGGAAGCAGAGAGAGAAGAGAAGGAGAAGAAGGAGGAAGUCAAUGAGGAUAAGAGAGCAGAGAAGAGGCGAAAGGAGGAGGAGAGAGUUAGCAAGCUAAGUGCUUCCGAACAGCAGAAAUACCUCGAACGUGAACGUAAGCGUAGUCUUCGCAAGUCGCAAGGACGGACUGUGCGAAAAUAA
Messenger RNA from Desarmillaria tabescens, 1071 nucleotides. RefSeq lists its product as uncharacterized. NCBI's taxonomy places the organism in Eukaryota, Fungi, Basidiomycota, Agaricomycetes, Agaricales, Physalacriaceae. Bases 1 to 1071 code for a protein of 356 amino acids. Gene Ontology annotation, molecular function: calcium ion binding. Gene Ontology annotation, biological process: endoplasmic reticulum calcium ion homeostasis. The record is from RefSeq and is a predicted model, not a curated record. The transcript has 4 exons. Gene Ontology annotation, cellular component: endoplasmic reticulum.